GCUCAACUGGAUCGAUUUUAUCGGGGACUGGAUAAAUUUCCAAUAGUAUUAGGUAAACACAUAUCUGGAGUAAAUCAAAUGUCUGCCCAGGGUGCUGAACCAAUACAGUAAUCUUUGCAAUGAUCACUUUCUACAAAUUGGGUCGAUAUAUUGAUGACAUGAGAACGAACGCAGUAAUGUGUUAAAUUCCCAAUUCAAUGAAACAGAACGCAUUGUUAGGGGAUCCAAUUUGAAUCACCUAAAGCUUCAUCAAGUUUCAACUGAAUUUACAUUGUUAUAGUUGAUCGAAAAAAUAGAAAGCAUUGUUGCAGCAUUUGCACGCUCUUCCAAUUUCCAACAUAUAUUUUGGCCGGCUUAUACGUGUGGACCACCAUCCAUCAAAAUCUCAUCAAGAAUUAUCGUGGCCAGUAAUGGAAGAAGUUCCAUUUCCAACUUCAAUUUCCAUAGGAAACUUAUUGCAGUUGUGUACAAUGCGAAUCAAAAACUCAUACCUUAAAAGAAAUAUAUAUAUAUAUAUAUUUAUAUUUAUAUUUUGUAAAUGGACAAUGGCGCACAUCGAGUGCUCGCAACUUUACCUAUUAUUUCACUUUUAUAAGGUUUAGCCAGGAAAUCAAAAAGAAACUAUCAAGCCGUAGGCCAAUGUACGUUUCAUUAAAUUAUUUGUUUUUCAUCACAUCCGGUCGUUGGGGGGUUAAUUAUUUGAUGGAACUUUUGAUUAACAAUUGUUAUCUUUGGGAAUUAAUGUUAUUCAAGCCAUUUCCACAUGUACGAGAAAAGCGUCUCUUCUCUUUAUGAGAAGUUUCUCCUCGGCAGCUAUUAUCAACAAAUCAAACACACAUCUCGGCCACGUCCAGUGUGCUUUCUUUGACAACUGAGAGACUGAGUGCUCAAAAGAUGGCUCGGAAGAGCAAUAGAACAUCACCGGCAACAAACUUCCAGGUCUUCCUGAGCUUCAGAGGACCCGACACCCGCCAGGGAUUCACGGAUGUCCUUUACCAUGCUCUUGUAGAUGCCGGGAUUCGUGUAUUCAGAGACAAUGAGGAGAUCCGUAAAGGCGAGUAUAUCAGUGAAGAGAUCCUGAGAGCCAUCGAGGACUCCAGGAUCUUCGUCCCCAUCUUCUCCAGGACCUAUGCUUUCAGUAAGUGGUGCCUCAUUGAGCUCGCAAAAAUGGUGGAGUCCAAGGAGGGAUCGAGCUGCAGUAAAAGGAUCCUUCCCAUUUUCUAUGAUGUGAGCGUCGAUGAUGUCAAGCUUAAGACGGAGUUGUACACUGAAGCUCUAUCAAUACACAGGGAGAAGUUCAGUACCGACAUACUGCACCAGUGGGAGGAGGCUCUUCGAGAAGCUGGAAAAAUCACGGGAUGGGAACUGAAGGAUAAAGGUCAUGCAGAAUUUGCUAAGGAAUUCGUCAGGAAGGUAUCCGUGGAGUUGAAAGUGAAAAAAAAAUAUGUGACUGGGAGCCUAGUUGAGAGGAUUGAUGAGCAAGAUGCUCUUAUAAGCUUGUUGGAUCUAAAGUCCUCUCAUGAUGUUCGGUUGGUCUGGAUCCAUGGAAUGGGGGGUAUCGGUAAGACAACACUUGCCAAGGCUGUUUUCAACCGACUCUGUGAUCACUUCGACGGCUGCUGCUUCCUUCUAGACUGUUGGAUAAAUUUUUAAAUCUAAAAAUGGGCCUAAAUUCGGACUCGAGCCCAUAUGCAACCCAAAAGCUUAAGCCAAUGGGUUACUGGGCCUUUGUCUUUUAUAAAGUUUUCACAUAUUUUCUUUUCAACCGAUGUGGGACAUUGUAUCCUCUCACAUCACUAUUUUUUCUCCAACAUCCCGCCCUCACGUGGUAUCGUGUCGUCUUACACGAGACACGUGACGCUUACACUCGAGCCUACCGGUCACACGGACGGACCCGUGCAUACAUGCGCGUUAUGCGCACCUCAUGGCACGAAGCCGCCUUACACACUCAGGAUUAUAACCAUGGGCUCUGAUACCAGUUGGAUAAAUUUUUAAAUCUAAAAAUGGGCCUAAAUUCGGACUCGAGCCCAUAUGCAACCCAAAAGCUUAAGCCAAUGGGUUACUGGGCCUUUGUCUUUUAUAAAGUUUUCACAUAUUUUCUUUUCAACCGAUGUGGGACAUUGUAUCCUCUCACAUCACCAUUUUUUCUCCAACAUAGACAUGCGAGAAACAACCAAGCGCAAAGGUAUUGAAUAUUUGCAGAGACAACUCUUGCAAGAUCUUGGUGUUAAAUCAGCAGACAUCACCGAUGAGAAUGACGGGAUCUGGAUGGUCAGUGAAAAAUUGCAGAACAGGAAAGUUUUGGUUGUUCUCGAUGAUGUAUACGACCUGGAACAAAUCGGGAAGCUGGCUGGAGAGGCUGGUUGGUUUGGAGAGGGAAGCAGGAUAAUCAUCACCUCCCGGAAUAAAAAGGUUCCUGGGUUUGAAGGAGGAAGAGUUGAGAUAUUGGAAGCAGAGCCAAUGAAAUUUGAAGAAUCUCUCCUCCUUUUCAGCAGGCAUGCCUUUGGGAAGGAGAAUCCACCUGAAGACUUCCGCGACCUUUCAGAGGAAGCCGUCAGAAUUACGGGAGGGCUUCCUUUGGCUCUUGAAGUAGUAGGUUCGCAACUUCGGACAAGUUAUGAGCAUCGUGACCGUGUCCAUUGGAAUAAUUUAAUUGGUACCUUACGGAAAAUACCAGCCAGGAAGGUCCAAGACAGGCUUAAGAUAAGUUAUGAUGCCUUAGACUGGGAAGCGAAGAAGAUAUUCCUUGAUAUCGCGUGUUUCUUCAUUAAUGAGGAGAAAACAAAAGCAAUUUACAUGUGGCAAUCCUGUGGCUUUGAACCAUAUUUGGCAGUGAAAGAGCUUGUCGAUGCGUCCCUAAUAAAACUCGCAGAUGAGAACAAGUUCUUGAUGCAUGAUCAGCUACGGGACCUUGGAAGAAAAAUUGUUCGUGAUGACGUGUUGAAGGACCCCAGAAAGCCUUGCAGUAGAAUUUGGAUGCAUGAGGAUGCUCUAAAAGUGCUGCGGGAAGAAGAGGGCAAAGAAAAUGUUGAGAUGCUUUGUCUUUCGUACAAUGAACUCUCUGAAGAUUAUGCCCUUACGAAACUGGAAUUGAAGAGUUUCAAGAAUCUAAGAUAUCUCAGUGUUUGUGGAUUGAACUCUUUGGGAGAUUCAGAGCAUGCCCUCCCCAAGUUGAUAUGGCUUUCAUGGCAUUCUUGUCCUGACGUAUUUCAGGGAACUAAUCUGUAUUUGAAGAAUCUGGUCGUGCUUGACCUCUCCAGAAGUCUCAUUAAUGAAACAUGGAAAGGAUGGAGCCAAAUUGGGAUGUGUAAGGAGUUGAAAGUUCUAGAUCUCACAAGUUGCCCCCGCUUGACCAAGACGCCUGACCUAUCAGUGUGCAUGAAAUUGGAGAGACUAAUACUUCAAGAUUGCAUGAAUCUGGUUGAAAUAGACCGUUCAGUGGGAACAUUCAAGAUUGGCUGUCCUUAUCUCAGAGACAUUCCGGAAGAAAUAUGUUCUUUGGAUGGUGUCGAGGAGAUAGUCAUGGUAGCAAAAGGCAGCUUCCAAGAUAUGCUCAAUCUUCCGGACUUCAUCGGAAGACUCUCCAGGCUUAAGCACCUGUCUGUGAGUUUGGUAAGGAGUACACCUCCAAACUCGCUUGGAUAUCUCAAAUCACUGGCUAAGUUGGACCUGUCAUGGUCAAAGAUGGCCGAACUACCUAAGUCCAUCGGAGGACUGGUGAAACUUGAGUAUCUGUCUUUACAAUUCUGUAGAGGAAUAAAGGAGCUCCCAGAUUCGAUCGGGGAUCUGAAAUCGCUGGCCGAGCUGGAUAUUUCAAUGUCAGGAAUCACUCGACUGCCAUCUACAAUUAAGUAUCUGCAGGAACUGAAAGUGAUAAAUAUGAGAGGCAGUGUUAUCGAAUGGAUUCCCAGAUCCAUUAAGAAGCUGAAGAAGUUGGAAAAGUUGGACAUCCAGUACUGCUAUCAUCUACGAAAUAUCUCAUCGGCAAUUGAGGGGUUCCCUUCCUUGCUAACGGUCUCAUGCUCUGCCCCCAGAGAUGGGAUUUGGAGGACAAUGGAAGAGGAUUGACAGUUUCAGCAUCGCGUCGCCUGAAGACGAAGUUGAACGCUGGCCAUUCUCUUUUACCACAGAAGACGACUCUGAUUGGAUAGUCGGAGUCAGCCCUACGACCAAUCCCGGCACGCCUGACCAGCCCGUGAAGCCCAAGCGAGGC
Molecule: messenger RNA, 4213 nt
Organism: Punica granatum (pomegranate)
Lineage: Eukaryota; Viridiplantae; Streptophyta; Magnoliopsida; Myrtales; Lythraceae
Source: RefSeq, a predicted model, not a curated record